Guillardia theta CCMP2712 is the source of this 945-nucleotide messenger RNA. RefSeq lists its product as hypothetical. Gene Ontology annotation, biological process: microtubule-based movement. The transcript is spliced from 9 exons. NCBI's taxonomy places the organism in Eukaryota, Cryptophyceae, Pyrenomonadales, Geminigeraceae. Gene Ontology annotation, molecular function: ATP binding; microtubule binding; microtubule motor activity. The record is from RefSeq and is a predicted model, not a curated record. The annotation marks the transcript as partial.
AUGGAAGGGUGGUGGAAGGAGAGAGGGGGACAAGGGGGGGAUCAAGAAGUUGAAGGGGGGAGGGGAGCGAGCCUUGGGGAGUUGGGGGCCGGGGAGGGGAAGGGGGGGGGGGGGGGGGCAGAAGGGGGAGGGGGAGGAGGAGGAGGAGAAAGACUGACUGAAGGUCAGGUGUUCGAGGAGGUGGAGGCUUUGGUCACCUCCGUGCUGGACGGAUACAACGUGUGCAUCUUCGCGUAUGGUCAGACGGGGUCAGGAAAGACUUUUACCAUGGAGGGAUCGAACCAGGAAAAAGGAAUCAACCCAAGAACGCUUGCAAGAUUGUUUGAGAUGAUCGCCAACAAGAGUCAGGACUUCACCUACACCGUCGAGUUCUCCAUCCUCGAGAUCUACAACGAGGAGAUCAAGGAUCUGCUGGAGCCCGGGGGUAACAAGAAGUUGGAAGUCAGACAGGGUCCCGAUGGAAACUACGUACAAGAUCUCUUUCUUGCUAGGGUCUCAUCCUAUGAAGAAGUUAUCAAGUUGUGGAGCAAGGCGAGGGACAACAGGACCACCUUCAACAACAACAUCAACGAACACUCCUCCCGCUCUCACCUUGUACUCUCCGUGUACGCACGAGGAGAAAACCGUUCGACAGGAGUUCAGUCUUACGGCAAACUCCACCUCGUUGACCUCGCUGGUUCAGAGAGGUUAUCUCGUACGAACGCUACCGGCGAUCGCCUGAAGGAAGCACAGAACAUCAACAAGUCUCUCUCUGCCCUCGGCGACGUGAUAGCAGCGGCGGCGGGCAAGCAGGGGCACAUCCCCUACCGCAACUCUAAACUGACUCACGUCCUCCAAGACUCGCUCGGACAAGACUCCAAGACCCUCAUGAUCGUCCAAAGCUCCCCCCUCGUCCGCGACGUCGGCGAGUCCAUCUGCUCUCUCCAGUUCGCCACCCGUGCAAGG